CAGCAGUGGAUAGCAGACGGUGAAGUCUUGCUGGUCCAGUUAGCUACGAGCUGUCGUGUUACGGGGAGUGAAGUGAUAUCUUGUGGCGGUCCCGGCAACAGAACACUCAGCCUCGGAUUACAGUGUGUGAUGUUGUGACGUCUUGUUGUGUAUUGUGUUGUGUUGUGUUUGGGAACAAGAUCCCAGUACAGCGGAUCCCAUGCCGAAAUGGCACUGGCAAGGUUGCCGGUGGUGAGCGAGUGCUCGCAGCAGCAGACGCCGCGGGCCACCUCGAACACCAGCAGCAGUAGCAGCAGUGGGGCGGCCUCAGCGGCUAGCUCGGGCAGCGCAGCUGGCAUGGCCGUGUCCCGUGUGCCCUCGCCCCCUCCACCCGAGGUCAAUACGCCCGUCGCAGAGAACUGGUGCUACACUCAGGUUAAAGUGGUAAAGUUCAGCUAUAUGUGGACCAUCAACAACUUCAGCUUCUGUCGUGAAGAAAUGGGUGAAGUUCUCAAGUCAUCCACAUUCUCUGCUGGGGCCAAUGAUAAGCUCAAAUGGUGUUUGCGGGUGAAUCCAAAGGGUCUGGAUGAAGAAAGCAAAGACUACCUCUUGUACCUGCUUCUAGUCUCAUGUAACAAGUCAGAAGUCAGAGCCAAGUUCAAAUUUUCAAUACUUAAUGCCAAAAGAGAAGAAACCAAAGCUAUGGAGAGCCAGCGUGCAUACCGAUUCGUGCAAGGCAAAGACUGGGGCUUCAAGAAAUUCAUUCGAAGAGACUUCCUGUUGGAUGAAGCGAACGGUCUGUUGCCCGAUGACAAGCUCACAAUAUUUUGCAAGGUGAGCGUAGUAGCGGAUAGUGUAAACAUCUCGGGACAGUCAAAUGCGAUACAGUUCAAAGUGCCGGAGUGCCGUCUCUCAGACGACCUCGGCUUGCUGUUUGAAAACCAGAAGUUCAGCGAUGUGACCUUGUCAGUAAGUGGACGGGAAUUCCAGGCCCAUAAAGCGAUAUUAGCAGCUCGGAGUCCUGUGUUUGCAGCCAUGUUCGAACAUGAGAUGGAAGAAAGGAAACAUAACCGGGUUGAGAUAACAGAUAUAGAUCAUGAGGUUCUGCGUGAAAUGUUGCGCUUCAUAUACACAGGCAAAGCAACCAACCUUGAGAAGAUGGCUGAUGAUUUGCUCGCUGCUGCCGACAAGUAUGCACUAGAGAGGUUAAAAGUCAUGUGCGAAGAAGCACUGUGCACAAACCUGUCGAUAGAGAAUGCAGCCGACAUCUUGAUUUUGGCAGACUUGCACAGUGCAGACCAGCUCAAGGCACAGUCCAUCGACUUCAUUAACACGCAUGCAACAGAUGUGAUGGAGACUGCAGGCUGGAAAUCAAUGAUUCAGUCGCACCCCCACCUUAUAGCAGAGGCGUUCAGAGCGCUGGCCACGCAGCAGAUUCCCCCCAUUGGCCCGCCUCGGAAACGUGUCAAACAGAGCUGAAAGCAGCCAUCGCCUCCCCCAUCGGUCGUCACCACGUCGUGAUUCGUGAGGCUAGGAUUUAGAUAUAGGUGUUGUAUAGUAGGCUCGGCAUAAACUGAAUUUGUCGACAGCUGCUCUGUGGUGAAGUAAACGGAACUAUCAGACUGGUGUUGUGCUAUUUAACGUACAAUGCAAACAUUUUUUAUGUGGCUUUGUUUAGCUGCAGUGGCAGUCGGUAGACAGUGUUCAUGCCAUCGCCCUGCCGUCGUGUGUCAUUUAUAAUCAUUAUUAUUAUAAUAAAUUGUGUGUUCAAUCAUCAAUCUUACAUCGCAGAUCUCUUAGUGGCGAGAGAGGAGAAGUUGUGCUUUAGGUGUUCUCUGCUGAUCCAAAUAAUUGCAUUCUGUUCAUAAUGUGCCAGUUUUUCUGUUGUUAGGAGCUGCGUUUGAUAGUAGUUUAAGUUGUGAUAUCUUCAACAUAAAUUUGAGUUAAAAUUAAUAUUUUUGUUCUUGGGAAAGCUGAUUACAAUAUGAAUGAUGUUGAAGGAUCUCUUUUUAAGUUCAAAUGUCAUUUUUUGUCACUUUCUCUCUUCCUUGUUCAUUACGGAAACUUUAAUUUUGAAAGUUUGUAUUUAUUUAGCAGGAUACUGGCACUUCUUGAGUUUUGUUCAGUAUUUGGUUAGCUAUGUUCAUGGUGGGUAACAUGGAUCACUGCUGUCCCACUCUUAAUAAGAUGGUACAUGACCUUACAGAUUAAUAGGACCAGAUUUCAGUGUAUGAAAGUAACAGGAUUGGUUUUAUGUAUAUCAUGAUAGAAUACAAUGAAUUAAUCUGUAAGGUGAUGGAUCUCAUUACUAUGAUGUACCCAUAAUCACGGUCUCCUUAUGUUGUAAGUUUUUCCUCUCCCUCCUAGCGAUUGCAGCUCUUUGUGAGGGCAAUUUAUAGUAAGCUGAAAAUGUCAGAUAUUUCUAGAUAAAACUGUAACAUUUGGAUGAUACAUGGUAGAUAUAUUUUGGCACCAGACUCUAAUAUACCCACAAAAUCUAGAAUUCUGAUGUUAUAAAAGGUUCUGUAAUUUUCUGAUUACAGCUGUAUUGCAAGAAAUAAUGUUCUCUAUGUGGUGAUGCAAGGAGUAGAUUCACUUAUAAAGAAACAGUAAACAUUGUUAUAUGCAAGAAAAUACACUAAAGUAUGUUAAAGUGUUUCCAAAAUGCAGAUCAUUGGCUCUAAAGUAGCUGUUUCUACGUUGUGCUCAGGAUUACAGCUGGUAAGGGUAUUGUUCCCAAGGAUUUAUUUCAGUCAUGGUGUAAAGGCUAUUAUUUCAUAUUUUAAUUCUCCCACCAUGCUCUUUAAAAGUGAAAUUGCCUUAGACAACAUUAUUUUUCUUACAUAUUCUAAUCAUGUUUCUGGAAGCAUGGUUUCAUAGUCACAGAUAUCAACUUUCCCAUCCUAUCUGGACAUUUCAGUUGUUUAUCAGAGAUCCUUUACAGUCAAAACAGCCCCUUUUCUAAAAUCUUGUUAAUACUGGUCUUCUGUGAUGUGAAAUGCUGUAGUUUCAUUGAGCUACCUCUAUCUCCUUCCCUGAAUGUGGGUGUAGCAGACCGAACUACAUAGCAUCACAUCAUGGAUCAUAAUACUACCACAAGGACCUCAAAUCUCAAAAUCUUUUUGAAGUAUCUUUUAAAGGGAUUACUUGUUCCGUUGCAUAUGAAAAUUGUAAUAAAAGAGACAUAGUUAUUUUGGACCCUAUAUUUGACAUGUUCAGAAUAGAAACCAUGUGGAAGGAACCAUCAAAAUGGAGGAAAGUACUGAGGUUUGUGCUAAAGUUAUUUUGCUGUAAUUUCUGUUGAUAUUAAUCAAAAGAGGUUUUGUCCAAAAGAGACUUAUAUAUUGCCCUACAGUAUUUUAUGACAUGCACACACCUUAAAUAUACAAUAACAUUCCAUUUCCUUGAAAGAUUUAAAAUUGACAGACAUGAAAAUGACUGAAUCUUGCUUACAUUACAGGUUAAUGUGUAAGCUUAUAAGGUUCAGGUAAAACCAAGGAGACUAGAAUUGUGGAGUCAUAUUGUGUGACCAUGUAGUGCCCACUUUUGUCUUUUUCUGUUGUGAAUGUUGAAGCUCUGGUUUACUGGAGCAGUGAGAACGUGACAUACUAUUAUCAUUUAGUUCGUAUUUGGAAUUGAAACUGUGUUGAUUUGUAUAAUUUAUUAUUGUGUUCAUUGUUUGAGAAUUGAGUCAUUCAGGAUGCACA
Messenger RNA from Cryptotermes secundus, 3686 nucleotides. RefSeq names its product speckle-type POZ protein B (gene rdx). Gene Ontology annotation, molecular function: ubiquitin protein ligase binding. Gene Ontology annotation, biological process: proteasome-mediated ubiquitin-dependent protein catabolic process; regulation of proteolysis. The record is from RefSeq and is a predicted model, not a curated record. NCBI's taxonomy places the organism in Eukaryota, Metazoa, Arthropoda, Insecta, Blattodea, Kalotermitidae. Gene Ontology annotation, cellular component: cytoplasm; nucleus.